Molecule: messenger RNA, 910 nt
Organism: Bursaphelenchus xylophilus (pine wood nematode)
Lineage: Eukaryota; Metazoa; Nematoda; Chromadorea; Rhabditida; Aphelenchoididae
Source: the annotation of a GenBank genome assembly
AUGGAGGAAGAUGAGGGGGUUUUCGGCGACAAAAAGAUCGAUACAAAGUUGGCACACAAGAUCUCCGAGAGUGUGCUGCAGAUGAAUUUCAUGAAGAAGACCUACAAUCAGGUGGAGAUGGCAAAGAAACGCAAAGACAGACUGGCCAUGAGGAAGAACAAGAUAAAAGUCUUCCCAACUGCACUCAGAUUCGAUGAUGAUCCUGUGGAGUAAGAUUUUAUACAUAAUUGUUUGGACUUUAGUGUGUGACCGUGUAGUACAAUAUAAUUUUCAUUGAUGAAUUGAUGUCUAAGUCUUUCAGAGGCCUGAAUGGAAUCACAGUUGAUGAUCGGUUCACAAAAGUUGAUCAAUUCCGCUUUGGACGGUUCUCAUUUGGAGGUCAAAAUCCGGAAGUUGAGGUGAGCGAAAUUUUUUAUUGUCUUUUCUGAAUUGAGACUUCAAGGUGGAAGAAAGUGAAAUAUAAGAUGUCAAUAGGUCUGUGGAGUAUUUUGAGAGCAUCUGGCGAAACAUUGAAGUGCUGGUCAGCGAUUUUUUAUCUAAACCAUCAGAUCUGAUGUCAGAUUUUGAAAAAUCGAUAGAAAUGUGCGUUUUCGGAAAUGAAAAGCGUUGAAAUUUGAAGUAUACAUUCGAGAGAGCUUGAUAGUGCUAUACGAACAUAUUUUAUUCAUUUUUUCAGACAUUAAUGGAGCUGCACGAAAGGAAACGGAAGAGCGCAGGUCUAGAGGAAGGUGAGCUCAGCGAUGAAGAAAUAUCAGCCCGGGAAAUGGCCGAAACCCUCAACUCCUAUCGAAAACGACCACUGGACAUCAAGGAGGAGCCUCGAGAGGAGCAGGACAUCAUAAUCGAGACAGCACGAGAGCCGAAACGACGAAAAACCAAGGUCAAAGUGCAGGGAGUCAAGGAUUUCUAA